Messenger RNA from Drosophila persimilis, 945 nucleotides. RefSeq names its product MICOS complex subunit MIC27 (gene Mic26-27). Lineage: Eukaryota; Metazoa; Arthropoda; Insecta; Diptera; Drosophilidae. Gene Ontology annotation, biological process: cristae formation. Gene Ontology annotation, cellular component: MICOS complex. The record is from RefSeq and is a predicted model, not a curated record. Bases 36 to 734 code for a protein of 232 amino acids. The transcript is spliced from 2 exons.
AUUAAAUACUUUAAGGGAUCGACAAGCACUACAAAAUGCUGCGAACAGCUACGAUGGGACUCCUGUCAGCCGUGGCGGUAAAGGCGGCUCCAGAGGCGGCUCCCAAAGAGAAAGAUCCAAAGAAGAAGAACGACGAGGACUGCUCACUCGUGUGCCGCCCCAGCGAGCUGCCAAUCUACGGCAACCUGCGCAAGACACAGCCCAAGGAGCCGCGUGAGCAUAGAGAGUCGGCGCUGGAAAAGAAUCUGGAGACCGGAGUGCGUGCCGUUCGGGAGGAAGUGCAGGCUGGAUAUCGGGCGGUGGCGGACCAGGCCGGCAUCAUCGGCACAUACGUGGACACGGCCAAGGCCCAUACGCAGCACACCCUCGACAUCCUGAACGAGCCACAGAACUCGCUCCAUCGCAGCGGGGCCAUUGUGGUGGGCGGUCUGGCGGGUUUCAUCUUUGCCGCCCGCGGGGGCUUCGUCAAGAAGGUGAUCUACACUGGCAUUGGCUCCGGAGCGGUGGCCUCCAUGUGUUAUCCCCGCCAGGCGGAGGACAACUGCCGCGUGGUGCUGUACGAGGGGCGCAAGAUCUUCGCGGUUGCCUACAACUUCAUAAAGGGCGUGAAACCCGGCGAGGAGGUGCCCAUUGAGCCUAUCCAGAAGUUCCCCACCUCGCUGCAGGACCUCAAGUUCUUGGCCCUGGAUCUGAUCGAUGAGGCCAAGGAGGUGGUCCUUCCCAAGAAGAAGUAGACGCAGAGGCAAGGCCUUGGCUUUAAACGAACCUAAAAUCGAACCGGAAGUGUGACAUCGAUUCAGGCCAUCUCUUCCUGUGGCUUUCCGUCGCUUGAAUUCUUUCCGAUUUUGUGAUCAUCAAUAUAAUUCUUUACCUCUCUCUCUGCGGAGUACUCCCUCCAUGGAGUAGUAGCCACAAAUAAAUUCGCGUCGCGUCCCAAAAGUGAAA